GGUGGCGACUUUGCGUAGUUUCACGCAUGCGAGUCUCCUUUUUCCUUGUGAUGCGCUGAAGUGUUCUGUUCUGGUACAGGUUGGGUAGUUAAAAAGAGACGCACCAUGUCGAAGAGCGUGAAGAAGCUCAAGUCGAUGAAGAAAGUGGUGGAGAAGGUGAUGCACACGACGCCUCUCAAGCUGUACGUGCCUGCGUGCAUGGCCAUGCCGGGUCCGCCGCUCGGACCUCAGCUCGGCCAGCGAGGUAUCAACAUUUCGCAUUUCUGCAAGGACUUCAACGAGAAGACCAAGGACAUCAAAGAAGGGUUGCCCAUUCCUUGCAAGAUCACGGUGAAGCCAGACCGCAGUUUUGACCUGGAGAUGUUGAACCCUCCCAUCACAUACUUUGUGAAGCAGGCAGCGGGAAUAGAUCGUGGAGCCAUGUGCCCGGGGAAGGAGACUGCAGGCUUAAUCACGCUGAAGCACGUCUAUGAGAUAGCGAAGAUCAAGAGCCAGGAUAGCAUCUAUGACUGCGUGCCACUGCAGGACAUUUGCAAGGACGUAAUGUUGCUUGCCUACAGGUGCGGUGUCAAGGUAGUGAAGAGCCUAACGGCGGAGGAAUACCGCGAGUUCCGUGAAGCUCGCGAACCUGUUGUCAAGGAGCAGCUUGCAGCCUUAGAAGAGAAGCGGCAGGCAAAGCUCCUGAGGACUGCAUCUUGAGUCUGUGUUUCCUGAGAACAUCAGCACAACUUACCUGAAGGGCUUCGUAGAAGUGCAUAGUUUACAAACUGCACGUUACGGUGUUUAGAAGAAACGUUUUUUUUUUUUUAGCUGUGGGGUGAAUGCAAAAUAAAGAACUGUUACCCGA
Molecule: messenger RNA, 847 nt
Organism: Rhipicephalus sanguineus (brown dog tick)
Lineage: Eukaryota; Metazoa; Arthropoda; Arachnida; Ixodida; Ixodidae
Gene: mRpL11
Product: 39S ribosomal protein L11, mitochondrial
Exons: 2
Coding region: 106-699 (197 amino acids)
Biological process (GO): translation
Cellular component (GO): mitochondrial large ribosomal subunit; ribosome
Molecular function (GO): structural constituent of ribosome; large ribosomal subunit rRNA binding
Source: RefSeq, a predicted model, not a curated record